GACGUCACCAAUUUAUGAGUAAAACGUUUUACACUAUACACAUCUAACGAAAAUCAUUUUUGUGAGAAUUUUGCUGCAUUUUCACAAAUUCUGAGAAUGGUGCAGCCGGUGAAGCGAAGGCAGGCCAAUGUUCGGCGCGUUCAGCAGCUGCUGGAGGGAAUCGCCUACAUACGCUCACAGAAACAACUUACAAAUCUUGAUCGACUCUCUAGGUACAUGGAGAGGGAGUAUGAAGUGUCUAGCACAGAGACAGAGCGACAGUUGCACAAUGCGGUGUUGGACAAUCUCAUCCUCUCAUACACGGGUGUCGGAUUCAAGGGGUCCAAGACAGGAAUAGAGUAUGAGGGCUUCAGGGCUCCUGAGCCAGGGGAAAUAGAACCGGAUGACGAUGGCCAUGACUGGUACUGUUUUGAGUGCCACGGUCCAGGGGAGAUGUUCGCAUGUGCCGACUGUUGGCGAGUGUUCCAUGCUGACUGUCAAGAUGAAGACACCAAUGAUAUUGCCUACAUUUGUGCUGUGUGCAAGUCAGCAAGGAAGAAGAAGAAAACAAAGAGAAAACUUCUGAACACACUUCUCAGCUACACCAUUGUAAGACUGAAGGAAAAGACGCGAGAGCUACAUCGUAUUGGUCAUCGGGAAGAGGAGAAGAAAUACCUGCCUUUGUUUGUGUACAAGUCUAUGGACCUUAACAAGAUGGAACAAAAAGUAAUGGCCCACAAGUACAAGUGUAUAGAAGAGUUUCUAGCUGAUGCCCACAACGUACUACACAGCAUGGUUCUUAUAUAUGGAGAUGAGGUUGCAGGUGGCAUGACAGAGCUGGCCAAGAUCAUGAUCAGGGACUGCAAGUAUGAUAUAGAUGAGAUGGCCCAAUGUCAGAACUGCUACUACAUGUCGAAUGCUAAACCCAGGCACUGGUUUGCCCAACCUUGUGACCCCCCACAUGAGCUGGUUUAUGCCAAGUUGAAGGGCUACAGCUACUGGCCGGCUAAGGUUAUACACUAUAUCAACGAGGAACGCUAUGACGUCAGGUUCUUCGGUAACCCCCAUCAGCGAGCCGUCAUUCCAAAAGAUCAGAUUAAACCCAUAGAUGCAGAUCUCAAAAAGGUUACAUUCAAGAAAACAACAGGUUUCAACAAGUCAAUGGAGGAACUGAAGAUUCACCAGAAGCUGCUUCAGGAGCAGGAGCAGCGGGCUGAGGAGGAGGAUAACGAGGAUGAGGAGGAAGAAGAGGAGCAGCACACAACAGUUUCCUCCACCUCCAUCUCAACCAGCAAGGCUGCCAAGAGGAAACGGGUAUCAGUCCCAGAUGACGUAGUGACGUCCACUGAGGAGUACCAGCCAAGUAAGUCAAUGGCUGCGAGCACAGACGAUUUCGCCUUUAAUGGAGAAGAAGUUGAAGCAAAGAAAGAGCCACACAAACCGCCCAAGAAACGGUCACGCCUAUCCACCAACAACACUGCAUCACAGACAAGCAAGAAGGCAACAACCACAGUAUCAUCAACACAAACAGAGGAGCAGACAAUAGACACAGCUACGCCAUCACCCAGCCUGGAGUCAUCGCCAUCGUUGUCACAGAGUGUCACUGAUACUCCCAGUAAAACUGACGAGGUCAAGUCUGACGAGCCCCCUGUGUUAGAGAAUGAGGAAGAAAAGACGUGUAACUGUGCCAGCAAACAUAGUCGUCUGAUGGUCGAGCAGAAAGAGAGAAUGGAGAAACACUUCCGCGAGGAGAAGGCCAGAGGAUUAGAGGAGCUCUCGGAAAGGCUUCGUAAGGAUUUUGAGGAAGACAAACAGCAGGCUGUGUCGCGUGCAAUGAGUAAACUGCAGGCGGAACUAGACAAGGUUCGCCGACAGACAGAGGAGAAAUGUAAGGAGCAGUACAAAGAUGAGAUGAAGAAACUGGCACAGAAACACAAAGAAACAAUCUCUGCGACCAAGAAAAAACAAUGGUGUUUCAAUUGUGAGGAGGAAGCCAUGUACCACUGUUGUUGGAACACGUCGUACUGUAGUGUGAAAUGUCAGCAGGAACACUGGCACAAGGAACACAAGAGGGUCUGUCGCAGGAAGAGAUAAACUCACCCCACACUGGGAACUGUGAGAUAAACACUACCACGCAGGGUGAAUGUGUACAAGGAUUUUCACACUUUACUUUCACUCCUGUGAACGAGUGAACUAUUGUGACUGGAUGUGUCAUAAAUUUGUGUAAUAUUUCCACAGUAACUUUUGCUCAAAGAGCAAACAUGGGUCACUCGCAGAAAGUGAUGAAUUAACCAUGCUGUGGAAAUGUGUACAAGGAUUUUAACACAGGGUGAAUGUGUACAAGAAUUUUCACACUUUACUUUCACUCCUGUGAAAUGUGUACCAUUGUGGCUGGAACAUGUCAUAUUUUGGCAGUAUAACCCAAAAAAUAUUAAUAAGAAUUGUGACAUUGGUGAAAUAUCUUUCAGCAUGUCUCUUCCUGUGAAUCAUAAAACACUUCAGUUGGAAUGCAUCAUACCACAGAGUGAAUUGUCGUCAGGGUCACUGGCAUAUAGAGCGCAUUUAUGUGUUAACAGGAUAAGAUACUAUGGGGAAAUGUGUACAGGGGAAUAUCAGACUUGUGAAACUGUAUGAAACCUUCAAUAGUGAAAUAUUAAGAAGUCAAAAAUUUCACAUUGUUAAUCAGGUUUUGGACUUUCAUGUGAAAGAACACAAAUUUCAUGCUCAAGUCUGGUUAAACAUGUCUGAGAAUGUUAAAUUCUAAAUUUUAUACAAAAUGUUUAAAAAUAUUACAAUAGUUGUUAAGAAUAUAUAGAGGAUAUCCAGUUUUGGAAUAUGUACAUUUUGUGAACUGUUUGUGUUUUCCAAUUUUAGAAUUACCAUAGGGCAGUCUUGUUUCACUUUCAUAGCUAAAAGUAAAGUAAGCUUUUAGGCAUAUUGAUCUAGACUUCGAUUUUGAUAAUUGUAUCAACAAUUUUUGAAAUGCUUAACAUAUAUAAAGAGCAGAAAAUGAUUGUUACUAAAAGACAGUUUGAAUUAUAAAUGUUUAAGAUUGUUAGUAGGUAACCAUCUGUAUUGCUGACUUGAAAAUACACCAUAUAUGUCACCAUGAACUUUAAUUUUUUUUCAUAAACACCAAGUCAAUUUAACACUCAGUUUCUUAAACAUAUCUGAUCUCUUAAUACAUUUCAAUCAUGUGAUUGAGCCAUGAAUACAUCAACACAUAGCCAUGAAUACAUCAACACAUAGCCAUAAAUACAUCAACAAAUAGCCAUCAACACAUAGCCAUGAAUACAUCAACACAUAGCCUAGUCAUGAAUACAUCAACACAUAGCCAUCAACACAUAACCAUCAACACAUAGCCAUCAGCACAUACAUGUACACAUCAACACAUAGCCAUGAAUACAUCAACACAUAGCCAUGAAUACAUCAACACAUAGCCAUGAAUACAUCAACACAUUUCCAUCUACACAUCAACACAUUACCGGCUACACAUCUUCACAUAGCAUAGCACAUAACUGCUCUGAUUACACAUAUAUAGUUGAAUUAGAACCAAUAUACAUUCAGGUUAAGAUGCAUUGAAAAAUUACAUGUUGGUGUAUAAUGAAAUCAUAACAUGUUAAGCCAUGAAGUGCAUAUUCAGGUUAAAUAGAUACUGAUGACUACAGUACAUCGAGACCAUUAGCAACAACAACGCCAUUGUUUGAUAUACCACCACCCCAUUUGGUCACAGUUGUCAUCAUUAAAUUAACAAUAUGAUUGACAAUGUAAUUAUAUCCAUCGUACCAUUUUGUGAAACAAGUUUAUCACUAAAAAAAUAGAAGCUUUUCUUGCCAUCCACGGCAAUACUGGAACAUUAUUCUAUCCCCCAUACUUAAGUGUUCUAUGAUGAAGCAGUCAGGGGAAUACAACAAUUUCUUUUUAGCAUGAAAAUAAAAAUAUUGACCCAGGGGCCAGUUUCAUUUAUGACCUGAGGCGUUAUUUGGUGUCAUGAGUUUUGUUAUUUUCCUAUAUAAUUGUAUCAAUCAAACUUAAGCCAGUAUUUAAGUUGAAAACAAAACUCAUAUUACGAAAAAAAUAACCUGUAACCAUCUGUGAUCAUCCUACAGAUUUAAGAUGUAAGUUUCAACUAAGAUCCUCUAAUGGAAGAGGCCCCAGUAUCUGUGCUCGUUACUGUUUUGUAUCCUAUGGUUUGUCUAGAUAGACACUAUACUUGUUUUGCAAGUUGUUAAGAUUGCAUGAUGAUAUACAUAUUUUUAUCUUAAAGCUUCACUCUCACAGAUUUACAGUUUUUUUAAACUUUUUUUUAUUAUUUGUCUUGGAAUGAGCCAAGUUUUGCGAACUAUCUAACAACCAGUGAUAUAAGACUGCUAACAAAAGAUCAGAUCACAGAUUUUCAUAUUUUCAUUCAAAAACUAAUGUUUUGUGGCUAAAAGCCUUACCAACGCUUCAAGAAACUGCAUAAAACUUCAAUUUUUGAACAGAAAUAUGAAAAGCUGCAAUCUGACUUUUUUGUCACCAGUCUUAUAUCACUGUAUUUCAUGCAUUUUCGCAAAAAACUGGCUCGUUCCGAGACAUAAAAAUAAAAAAUGGUAAAAAUGUUCAAUCUGUGAGAGUGCAGCUCUAACUGAUUUAUUAAUAUGGAUAACUCCAUAGUUAUCUUUGUAUAUUUGUUAUAUUCUAAAUUUUACUAUUUUGCGAUUUAUAUAGUUGUUUAUUGUGAAAUGGUAUAUAUUUUGUAAAGUAUCUUUAUAACAUUUUAAAUGUUUGUAUAUAAUGAUAUCUUAUGAAACCAUGGUAUAUUUUCCAAAAAUACUGUCUCGUGAAAAGAAAUCAUUCAUCGAAACUGAAUAUUUGCAUGAAUCUGCUUUAAAUACGAGCAAUUUCUUAACAAUGAAUUUAUGGAUUCAAGUUCUAAGAAUUCCUUAAAACAUCAUGUCAGGUAAAUUUUUACAAAUAUGUUCUAUACAGUCCAACCCUGUUGGCACGAACUCCCAGGGACCGGUUGACUUACCUUGAGCCUCAGGGAAUUCAAGCCAAGUGGGAAUGCUUACCUUCAGUAUAAAGAAAUCGGUUCUUUACAUCCAGUUCAUUGAGCAAGUGAGUUUGAGCCAGCUGGGUUCAACUGUUCAUUAAUAUUUAAAUAAAAAUCUAUUUGUUGUAUAAGAAUAAGAAACUUCAGCUUAAACAUACAGAUACAUAUAUGUAUGAUUACAUACAAUUAAUACAAAUUAGUUGAUGCAAAAACUUAGUGCUCUAGUAUAUGCAGCCUUUUAAUGAUUUUCAUUAUAUUUUUCCAGUGGUUUUUAGAAAUUUAUCAGCGAGAUAUAAUCUUUUCGCUAUUUCAAAUUAGUUUGUAAAUUUGUUCCAUUUUGCUCUGAAAAUCAAACAUAAACCCAAACACAGCUGGGAAAAAAUCAAUGAUGUCAGUUCUAAAAUGACAUGACUGUAUCAACAGUUUUGACAUGCUUUACAGGUUUUAUGCCAUUUAUUGUAAAUUAAAUGAUUUUUAAGUGUAUAUAAAAAUAGAAAAACUGUUUGUUUUAGUCAGAUAUCGAUAAUAUUUCUAGUAAACACCAAAAGUUAAUAUUUUCACUCAUGGCUGCACCACUUGGGAAAAAUGUUUUCAGUGCUCAUUUGAUGAAAUGUAAUCGAUAUCUCACUUAAUCAAAUAUUGAUCCUCUAUUCAUAAACAUUUGAGCAUCAGCAGUUGUCAUUGAAGUGCUAAUGUGUUCAUAUACACUAGUCAGGGGUAUCAGGUUGUCAUUGUUAACUCACGGGAAGGUACAAAACGCUAAAUGUAUGAUUUAAAAUACAUGUUCCAAGUUUAUCUAACAGCCAACUCAUAUAUAUCUGUUGAAGUUGAUUUUAAUAGUCAAUUUACAAACUCUUUGUUUUUAGUAGUGGAUUGACUGACUGACUACAUAAUACACUACCAUUACAAUUAAUUUUACUUGUGCAUUAAGGGUACCAUGUACAAAACACUAAAAGUUUACUACCAGUCUAUACACUAUAUUGUACCAGUCUACACACUAAAUUGUACAAAUCCACCCACUAAAUUGUACCAGUAUACACUCUUAGUUGUACCAGUCUACACACUUAAUUGUUCUCUUAGAUGUACCUGUCUACAUCCUUAAUUGUACCAGUCUACGCACUUAAUUGUACUUUAAGAUGUACCAGUCUUCACUCUUAAUUGUACCAGUCCACACACUAAACUGUACAAGUAGUUUUUGGCAAUCUCUCUUAAGAUACCAAUGUAAUUUUUAAAUAGAACCUGCCAUUCAACCGAGACUUGUAAAGCAAGAAUGAAAGGUACCAGUCUCUAGACUUACUUUCCUGACAACCAAAGAGACUGUUUAUUCUUUUCUUCAGCUCUGGACCUCUUAAAAAUCAAAACGAUGCAUUGAAAUGCCACUGCUGUUACCAGUAGUCCUGUAAAAAACAGCUUUGAAGCUUUUAUUGUUUGUAAUAAUGUUUGUCUCUUAACAUAGAAGUGAUAGAUUUAGCAUUUUGUGAAAAUUAAUUCAAUGUCUGUUUGCUAUAUUUUGUCUUGUGCCAUUCUACUAUAAUAAGGUUAGUUUCUUCAUUUAUCCCGCCUUUGUGUGAACAGUUUAAUGAACAGUUGUAUGAUAAGACCAGGUAUAAUGGAUCAAUCACAUUUAUUAGUUUGACUAUGUUUCUAAGAAAAAUAGUAUUUCAGGAGCUAUGCCAUUAUUAUUCUCAGCGACUUGCAUAAGAACUUGAAUCUUGGCCACAACACACAUAAAAACGUUCAAGAUAUGAAGAUAAAAUUGAUUAUGGUACACAUGUUGCCAAAGACUAUACACAUUUGUUCUGCAAGGCCCAUAACUCUAGCUUUAAUAAUCAUUGAGUUAUGCCCCCUUUAGUGGACAGUCAUGGGCGUUUGCUCCGCGACGCUCUUGUUUCUUUUGCGGAACAUACUAGUACUAAUGAUAUUAUGCUUUUAAUAUGUUUGUUAAAUAUGUCACUCAUUUUUAGAUACAACAAAUAAUUAUUGUUAUUGGUACUGUUAAAAAAAAUAGAAAUAUGUUAGCUUCAUUCUGCUAACAUACACUGACUGUGAGUUAUAGACAUGUGUUCUGACUUAUGUACAUAUUUAUAUUGAAAGUGAUGUUUUAAGGACUGAUCAUUUCAAGCCAUAUUAAAAUAGUGAUCCUGUUGUUUCAUUUAAUUAAAGUCAAGAAUUGUUUCAUUACAUUAAGGUCAAUUUGUUUCAUUACAUUUAAGUCAAGAACUGUUUCAUUACAUUAAGGUCAUGUUGUUUCCUUACAUUAAGGUCAAGCUGUUUCAUUACAUUAAGGUCAAGUUGUUUCAUUACAUUAAGGUCAAGUUGUUUCAUUACAUUUAAGUCAAUAAUUUUCUAUCCUUUUUGCAUAUUUAUUUAUUUAUUUUGAAAAAAAAUCUCAGAAUACUGCAUACCACAUGAAGUAUAGUUCAUUCUCUUUGCUGAAACAUGUAAAAUUACAUACAAAAUAUACAUACCCAUUCAUUAUUUUGUCAUCAUUUCAUGACUUUAUAUUGCACAAUUAACAUUUUGUAAGUUGAUCAUGUUCUGCUUUAAGGGAAGUCACAAAGUUUAGAAUUGUUAUCAAAGAAUUACCAUUGUCCUCUUUUAUUUUUAAGUGAAAGAAUCCAGGUAUUGUUAAAGCCUUUGUGUCAUCCUUAACUACAACAUAAACAUAAACCUUGAUCAUUACUCAAAACACGUUCAAGAUAUUCACAAAAAAUAGUUACAUAUAAACUGCUGCUUUUACUAUUGUUCUGUUAUGAUUUUUGAUAAGAUGAUUUAAAACAGACAGGCCUUUUGAGUGCCAGAGAGAAAAACAGACCAGUCUUGAGUGGCUGAGAGAAAACAGACUAAGAUUUUGAUUGGCUAUGAGUGGUGAUAGUAGUUUAUACUCCGGGUCCCGGCGUGAGCACAUUGAAGGGUCCCAGAGUGACAGUUCAACCACCGCACACCUAUCCUGGGCUGAACCAGUACUAGGUGCGUUCACCUCUGCAAGGAACUGACAACUUCUGUACGUGCCAGGGGCAGUGGUACAGUGCGAAUGGUCGUAGAAAGGAUUUCAUAACCAAUCACAACAGAAGUGACCUGGUCCGCCCGGGAAUCGAACCCGGGUUGUCCGAUUCAGAGUCCAACGCUCUACCGAUUGAGCUAACCGGGCGAAUUGAUUGGCUAUGAGAAAACAGACCGGCCUUUUAUGGCUGAGAGAAAACAGACCAGCUUUUUGAUUGGCUGAGAGAAAACAGACCAGCCUUUUGAUUGGCUAUGAGAAAGCAUUGGCCUCAGCUGGCCACACUGUUGUUGUAAAUUGAUGUUACAUAUAAAAGUAAGUUAUGAAUUUAUAAUUUUAUGUGUUAAAUCAGUGGCUUUUAAAGUAAAUAGUUAUUGUUUGCAUUGACAGCAAACAUCUGCAGUACCCUUUUAGAUAGUAUUGUCUCUGAUGCAUUAGUUUUCUUUGUAACAUUGCAGCUUUCUUAAACAAAUUUAUGCAUCUGAUUUAUUUAGUUUGUUAGAUAUAAACAAUUUGAAUGUAUAAAGUUUAUUUAAAUGUUAUGUGACUGUUUAGAAAGCUUUGUAAAAUGGAGCGUGCUUCUAUUGGUUAAGUUAGAAAGCUUUAAAAAAGAUCAUUGUGUUAAAUAUUGUUGUCAUGAUGGGUUCUUUAGAUAUUAUCAUUACUUAUUUAUUACAUUUUCACUUUUUGUGUCAAUUGCAAAGCAUGGCAGACACAUUCGGGAAUGCUUUGUCUGGUCUUUGCGGCGUCAGCAUCAUACUUGUGUUUAAGAGCGUAAACCUCUGACUUGAUGUAAAGACAAUGAACUUCGCAUGCACAUUGGUCAUGGUCAUCAGAUGACCCUAUAGGUCAGUAGGUCAAGGUCAACAGAUGACCUUAAAGGUCAGUAGGUCAAUGUCAAUAGAUGACCUUAUAGGUCAGUAGUUCAAGGUCAACAGAUGAAUCUAUAGGUCAGUAGGUCAAAAGUGAAGGUGAUGGUGCCCUUUGCGUUCCCGACAGCUGACAAUCUGAUUUGCAAAAUUCUAAGUCCUGUGUGUUGAUCAGUAUGUUUGCAGUUCGAAAGUAUGCACAAACAAGUGAAUGAAAACCAGAGUUGCAGUCUUUAAUGAUAAGUUUAAGUACUUGUCAUCUUAUCGUGGACAUUUUUGUUUUUAAAUGCUUGAAAAAGAAUGAUAUCGUAGUUGCACAUUCAAAACACGAAAAUUAAGAAUCAGUGAUCUCUAUUCAAAUAGCUAGUUAAAAGAUAUGUUACGAGAUCAUUGAAUAUGUUUGUAAACUUUAUUUUAUUGACAUUGCAAUAUUUCACUGGCCAUGUAUUACAUGAACCAUGUGUUGUGAUGAACAUUGUAUGAUUAUAUUAACACCAUACUAUCAUUUUGGUUUUACAUAAACAUGAACGACUGAUGCAGUAAUGUCUAUAUGUGAGUGUACGUUGUUGGCAGCUUUCCUAAAUGCUUGAACUUCUGGUUAUUGUUUUAUUUUUGUAUGGAUAUUUUAUAUAUUUGUGUUUCCCAUUUUGUAAAUAGCUCUCUGUACACACAAGGCAGAAAAUAAAAAUCGAGAGA
Molecule: messenger RNA, 9580 nt
Organism: Mya arenaria
Lineage: Eukaryota; Metazoa; Mollusca; Bivalvia; Myida; Myidae
Product: zinc finger MYND domain-containing protein 11-like
Exons: 15
Coding region: 97-2073 (658 amino acids)
Biological process (GO): regulation of transcription elongation by RNA polymerase II
Molecular function (GO): protein binding; DNA binding; transcription corepressor activity
Source: RefSeq, a predicted model, not a curated record